Molecule: messenger RNA, 2604 nt
Organism: Carassius carassius (crucian carp)
Lineage: Eukaryota; Metazoa; Chordata; Actinopteri; Cypriniformes; Cyprinidae
Gene: prkcba
Product: protein kinase C, beta a
Exons: 17
Coding region: 332-2278 (648 amino acids)
Biological process (GO): protein phosphorylation
Molecular function (GO): ATP binding; diacylglycerol-dependent serine/threonine kinase activity; zinc ion binding
Source: RefSeq, a predicted model, not a curated record
UGCUAUCAUUAACUAAAAGCAAAACUGAACAUACAAAAUAUUAAUAAAUGCUGCAAUAGUACAUAAAUAAAACAAAACUAACAAUGCUGUAUAAUGUAUUUUAACAGGUGCAAAGUUUAAAACAUGUCAAAGCCAUUAAAAGUAACAAUGUGGAUAAAGGCGUAACCUUAAAAGUGUCAAAAUGCAGUGCCUGUAAGCUGAAGCUUUAGGCGGGAGUUGUUUGGAUAAUACCAAUUCAGAUGUGCCUCCUUUUACUUCAUAUGUAGGCCCAUUGUUACUUGACAGACUAUUUCACAUGACGCGUUCAGAGCACUGACAGCACUGUGAAUGCAUGUGUUGUCAGAAAAACAUGCACGAAGUGAAGGACCACAAGUUCAUCGCACGCUUCUUUAAACAACUGACCUUCUGCAGCCACUGCACCGACUUCAUCUGGGGUUUCGGCAAGCAGGGCUUCCAGUGUCAAGUGUGCGGUUUUGUGGUCCACAAACGCUGCCAUGAGUUUGUUACUUUUUCAUGCCCUGGGGCCGACAAGGGCCCCGCAUCAGAUGACCCUCGAAGUAAGCAUAAGUUCAAGGUACACACAUACUCCAGCCCCACAUUCUGUGACCACUGUGGUUCUCUACUGUAUGGGCUCAUACACCAAGGGAUGAAAUGCGACACUUGUAUGAUGAAUAUUCAUAAACGAUGCGUGGAGAAUGUUCCCAGCCUGUGUGGAACAGACCACACCGAGAGGAGAGGACGGCUGCAAAUCAUUGCUAGUAUCACAAAUAAUGUUCUUACCGUGACCAUCAAGGAAGCUCGUAACUUGGUGCCAAUGGAUCCAAACGGCCUGUCGGAUCCAUACGUGAAGCUUAAAUUAAUUCCAGACCCAAAGAGCGAGAGCAAAAAGAAGACCAAAACCAUCAAGUGCUCCCUCAAUCCUACCUGGGACGAACACUUCAGCUUUAACCUCAAAGAUACAGAUAAAGACAGGCGUCUGUCAGUGGAGGUGUGGGAUUGGGAUCUGACCAGCAGAAAUGACUUCAUGGGGUCGAUGUCUUUUGGCAUCUCUGAGCUGCUGAAACAAGGAGUCGACGGAUGGUUUAAAUUGCUGGGCCAAGAGGAAGGGGAGUAUUUCAACGUUCCAGUUCCACCAGACGGAGAGGAGGGCAAUGAAGAACUGCGGCAGAAAUUUGAGAGAGCCAAGAUUGGCCCUGGCACCAAGAAUACAGAUGGCUCUUCAAAGAAUGACAUCUCCAAAUAUGAUGCCAAUGGCAACCAAGACUGCAUGAAGCUCUCAGACUUCAACUUCAUCAUGGUGCUGGGCAAAGGCAGCUUUGGCAAGGUGAUGCUGGCCGAGUGUAAAGGCUCCGAUGAGCUGUACGCAGUGAAGAUCCUGAAGAAGGAUGUGGUCAUUCAGGAUGAUGAUGUGGAGUGCACUAUGGUGGAGAAGAGAGUCCUCGCGCUCUCUGGCAAACCACCCUUCCUCACCCAGCUCCACUCGUGCUUUCAGACCAUGGACCGUCUUUACUUUGUGAUGGAGUAUAUCAACGGUGGAGAUUUGAUGUAUCAGAUACAACAAGUGGGAAAAUUUAAGGAACCCCAUGCUGUGUUCUAUGCUGCAGAAAUUGCCAUCGGCUUGUUCUUUCUUCAUUCAAAGGGCAUUAUUUACAGGGAUCUGAAGCUGGAUAAUGUGAUGUUGGACGCUGAAGGCCACAUUAAAAUUGCAGAUUAUGGCAUGUGCAAGGAGAACAUGUUUGAUGGGGCCACAACCAAAACCUUCUGUGGCACUCCAGAUUACAUUGCCCCAGAGAUCAUUGCAUAUCAGCCGUAUGGCAGGUCUGUCGACUGGUGGGCUUAUGGAGUUCUCCUCUAUGAAAUGCUGGCAGGACAGCCCCCUUUUGAUGGCGAGGAUGAAGAUGAGCUUUUCCAGUCCAUCAUGGAGCAUCAUGUGUCUUACCCCAAAUCCAUGUCCAAAGAAGCAGUGGCUAUAUGCAAAGGGCUGAUGACCAAGCAUCCAGGGAAGCGUCUGGGCUGUGGACCGGAGGGAGAGCGAGACAUUAAGGAACAUGCUUUCUUCCGCUACAUGGACUGGGAAAAACUACAAAAUCAAGAAGUUCAACCUCCCUUCAAACCUAAAGCAUGCGGUCGAGACGCAGAGAACUUUGAUCGUUUUUUCACCCGCCAUCCUCCCGUCCUGACCCCUCCUGACCAGGAAGUGAUUCAAAACCUGGACCAAGAUGAAUUUCAGGGCUUCUCGUACAUUAAUCCAAAUUUCGCAUCUGUGAAAUCCAAGUAGCCAGUUUUAGCCAAGCUCAAAAUAGGGUCCAAUGAGAUUUACAGAUCUUGAAAAUUAGCCAAUGAGAGAGUUUGGCCAGAUUGAUGGAGGAAUGGAGGUAAUUUUGAUUCAUAUUGUUCCUUUCUGCUUAUUAUAUUUUGUUUGAUUUAAAAGGAUCAUGGAAAGAGAUUAACUUUACCUUUGUAAAAGAACCUAUAAGGAGUGAAUUUUUGGCAGCCUUGCAAGAUUUUGACUAUUUGAUGCUUGUAUAUCAUAGACUGUAGUUUUAUAGAUUUAAAAAAGAAUAAAUCCAGUGUUAUGGACACAUUUCACCCCAGAUAUUUUAU